GGUUUAUCAUCGUCGUUUCCACUCGUCAUCAUCAAAAACCCAAAACCAUAAACCUCACUGGACUUUGGAAGCAGAGGCUUGUAUCAAAUGAAUUAGAAACCCAAACAUUUUCCUCUUCAAAUCCUGCGGUGGAAAGUGACAGAACGAACAUAAAGAAAUUAUUUUCCUUUCCUUUCUUUUCCAUUCCCGUUCUUUUCAUAACAUGAUAUAAAGCAGAAGGAAAUGGAAUCCCUCACUUCUAAACCUCCUCUUAAUUCCAUUGGGUUUCCAAAACCCUUUGUUGGCAACUUUCCAUACUCUCUCUCUUAUCCCAAAACACUCAAAUGCGCCUUUAAAACUAGAAAAUUAAGCUCUCAAAAUGGCUCAAUUCCAUUCGUAAACCGUAAAACAUUCACAAUUACUGCUUUUGCUAACUCGGUUUUGGCGUCUCCUAACUCAGAAGAAGAAGACCCCGAGUCGGCUAAGCUAUUCGAGAAAUUGAAACAGAAAGAGAGACAAAGAGUCAAUGAAUUGGAAGAGUUAGAGAGGAAGGCAGAUGUGCAAUUGGAGAGGCAGCUUGUAAUGGCAUCGAAUUGGAGCAGGGCAUUGUUGACUAUGCGUGGAAAGUUGAAAGGAACAGAGUGGGAUCCUGAAAACUCUCAUAGAAUUGAUUUUAGUCAGUUUUGGAGGCUUCUUAAUUCAAAUAAUGUUCAGUUUAUGGAGUACUCGAAUUAUGGGCAGACAGUAUCAGUGAUUCUGCCAUAUUACAAGGAUGGUAAAAUGGAGGGAGCAAAAGGAAAUUCUAAGAAGGAAAUUAUAUUUCGGCGCCAUGUUGUUGACCGCAUGCCAAUUGAUGGUUGGAAUGAUGUUUGGCAAAAGUUACAUCAGCAAAUAGUAAAUGUAGAUGUCCUUAAUGUGGAUACGGUUCCUGCAGAAGUGUACAGUACUGUUGCAACUGCAGUCAUUUGGUCUAUGCGACUUGCUUUAUCUGUUGCAUUGUAUAUCUGGAUUGAUAAUAUGAUGAGACCAAUUUAUGCAAGGUUAAUACCUUGUGAUAUGGGAAAGCCCAGCCAAACAAUUCAGCAACCACUCAAACGCCGUGCACUUGGUUCACUUGGCAAGAGUCGGGCAAAGUUUAUAUCAGCAGAAGAAAGUACUGGUGUUACGUUUGAUGAUUUUGCUGGCCAGGAAUAUAUAAAAAGGGAACUACAGGAGUUUGAUGAUUUUGCUGGCCAGGAAUAUAUAAAAAGGGAACUACAGGAGAUUGUACGAAUUUUGAAGAAUGAUGAAGAGUUUAAAGACAAGGGUAUCUAUUGUCCAAAAGGUGUGCUUCUUCAUGGGCCUCCUGGAACUGGUAAAACUUUGCUAGCUAAAGCUAUUGCUGGGGAAGCAGGACUGCCUUUUUUUGCAGCAAAUGGCACAGAUUUUGUAGAGAUGUUUGUAGGUGUGGCGGCAUCUCGUGUGAAGGAUCUUUUUGCCAGUGCCAGAUCUUUUGCUCCUUCCAUCAUCUUUAUUGAUGAAAUUGAUGCUAUUGGCAGCAAGCGUGGGGGACCUGACAUUGGCGGGGGUGGUGCUGAGAGGGAGCAAGGCCUUCUUCAGAUACUGACUGAGAUGGAUGGAUUUAAAGAAUUUACAUCUCAGGUGUUAAUUAUAGGUGCAACCAAUAGACUUGACAUUCUUGAUCCUGCCCUCUUGAGAAAGGGUCGUUUUGACAAGAUUAUAAGAGUUGGUUUGCCAUCUAAGGAUGGUAGACUAGCAAUAUUAAAGGUAUUUUUUUUUAUUAAAGCCUGUUUGCUGGUCCUUGCGUGCAUUUUCCUGUGCUAUUUUCCUGAUCCCUACCACCCCUUCACAGAGACAGACAUAAAUUCUAUACAUAGCCAGCCAAAUAUGCGCUAUGCAGAAAUUGCGGGCAGAGUUUUCGCAAGGAAAUCAGAUUACGUGAAUGCUGUAGUGCGUGCAUGUGCCCCUAGAGUAAUUGAGGAGGAGAUGUUUGGGGUAAACAAUUUGUCUUGGAUCUCUGCAAAAGCAACAUUAGAAGCUUCACGUCUUGCAGAGCUUUUGAUUCUUCAGACUGGAAUGACAGCAUUUGGGAAAGCAUUCUACAGGAAUCAUAGUGAUCUUGUGCCUAAUCUCGCAGCAAAACUUGAAGCACUUCGGGAUGAAUACAUGCGUUAUGCUGUUGAAAAAUGUUCCUCUGUACUGAGAGAAUACCAUUCAGCUGUGGAGACAAUUACUGACAUUUUAAUUGAGAAGGGAGAGAUAAAAGCUGCAGAAAUUUGGGAUAUAUACAAAAGAGCUCCCCGAAUACCUCAAUCUGCUGUUGACCCUGUUGAUGAAUAUGGAGCCUUAAUUUAUGCUGGAAGAUGGGGGAUCCAUGGGGUUUCACUUCCUGGAAGGGUUACAUUUGCACCGGGAAAUGUUGGGUUUUCAACCUUUGGUGCUCCCCGCUCCAUGGAGACUCAAAUUAUCAGUGAUGAAACUUGGAAGCUUAUAGAUGGCAUUUGGGAUAAAAGGGUUCAGGAAAUAAAAGCUGAAGCAUCAAUGCAGAUCGAGGAAGACAAUGAAAAGCCAGAACUUUUGAUGGCCAGCCAUUUCCUUUGAAGAUGAAUGUUCUCUCUUCAUGGCUUGAAUGCAAGUCAAUGUCUCUGUCCACCUGCAAUGUAUGCAAUUCCAUCUUAAACCUAAUUUAUUUUUGGUUUCUCUGGGGUUGGUGGCAUAUGAGAAAUGCAAGUGUAGCUGCUGCUCAAAAUAAUCCUCUCUUAGAAUAGGUUGUUCCACUUUGCAACCUAGUGAGAGGCAGAGAACCAAUUCUUUGCUUUUUCUUUUGGGUAAUGUAGUACCUAUAAAGAUGAUAUAGCAACAAUGAUGUAGCAAAAAUAAUCCUGACCUAAUUAGUUAUAGAUUUGACAACAGAAUAGUUAAAAAGAAAACUAUAGGUCAGGGAAAAUAAACUACUAAUUAAAUUUGGUCUUUUAUCA
This is a messenger RNA of Jatropha curcas, 2957 nucleotides long. NCBI's taxonomy places the organism in Eukaryota, Viridiplantae, Streptophyta, Magnoliopsida, Malpighiales, Euphorbiaceae. The record is from RefSeq and is a predicted model, not a curated record.